Molecule: messenger RNA, 546 nt
Organism: Rotaria socialis
Lineage: Eukaryota; Metazoa; Rotifera; Eurotatoria; Philodinida; Philodinidae
Source: the annotation of a GenBank genome assembly
AUGGACGAGAGUAAUCAUAAUAUAUUUGAAGUACUGGAAUCGCCAUCUACAACAAAAACAUUAAAAAUAACUACAUCAACUACUACUACUAGUACUAAGCAAUCUUUACGUCGUUCUCAGCUACCGUUGAUAAAUGCAGGCAAUGGAUUAUAUUCGGCUUCAACUUCUACUGCUGUGACUACUUCAUCUUCUAAUGAACCUCCACGAAAAAAACGAAUAGAUCGAGCUCUUCAAGAUCUUGGCUUUGCAAAUCCAGGCCCGAAAAAUUUAGUUAAUGUUGCUAAUGUACCACCCAGACGUUUGAAAACGCGACAAUCAGCUGCACAAGAAAAGCCAAGUUCAAGUAAACCAUUAUAUGAUAAAUCGGGUCGUCUUCUAUCCGAUGGAACCGAUCGAUGCGAUUGCAAUCGUGUAACAUGCCCCGGAUGUUUCUUGCCGUGUACAGCAUGUCAUUCUGGUAAAUGCGGUCUCGAAUGUCGUAAUCUUCGAGCUUAUGUUUAUGAAUAUCGUUUGUAUGGUACAAAUAAGGAAAUAGUUCAACAAUAA